UUUUUUUCUUGAGGGCAUAAUUAAGUGGUAGAAUUUUGUUUUAAGUCGGUCUUCCAGGAGAGUGGGAGGUGCUCAGGUCCUUUUUUCUUACCUAAUAGCCUAGCUGACUGAAUUAGGUCUACAGAUGAACUCCUGAACCUGGGAAAAAGAAAACAGGAAUGUGAUCACUGCCCUAACACAUUGGAAGAGCAGUCAUUCAAAAGGAGGCCCAGAUCUUUCUUCUGUUCCAUGCCCUAGAAGAUUGAACUCAGAACAAGAGAAAAACGUUUCCAGCAGCAGAUUUAGGCUGGGUGUAAAGAAUUUCCUAGCAGCCAGUGCCCAGAGUGGACUGUCUUGGUGUAUUAGCCCUUCUUGGAAGUUUUUGCCUUGUCAGUUGUUUUUGUUUUUGUAGAGAGGAUUUUGAAGGGAGGAGAUAGUUCUGACUUUUUGGAAAUUAGGACUAGCUAAAGCACAGAAUAAUUGGGGGAGGGGUUUGGGCAGGAGUAUAGAGGCUCAGUGACUGAAGAGCCUAGGUUAAGCAGUGGAAGAGAAGUAUAAAGUCUCCCUAAUGAAAAGUUCCCGAAGCAGGAUGGCAAACCCAGGCUCCCGGAUUCCAGAGCCCUGUCCCUCCACACGAGGCUUCCUCUCAUGACUUCCCUACACGAGUAUCAGUAGUCAGUCUCCAACAUAGCCAAAUUGAGCUGAGGUGGAUACCAGUGUGGGGGAGAAAAAUCCAAUUACAAGGAGAAUACGUUCAUGGGCCCAGGAAUCUUAUCUCAGGACCUUAUUAACCCUCCGGGAGAGAGGGUGAUCCCCCAAUAAACCAUUAAGCUCCCUCCCAUACUAGAUGCAAAUCGGGAACCGAUAGACUCCUGCCUCUCCCUGUGCCUCAGUUUUCCCUUAGAGCCAAGGAGAGCAUCUAAGCCAAAGUGCAGGAAGCCAUGCCGGCCACUAGGGGGCUCAGUUCCGAUGCAGAGACUAAAGCGAACAAUAGUGCGAGGUCCCUGGAGAAACCCGGGGAGAAAAGAACCAAUGCGGCUCCGGGCUGUGCUCCGUGAGCAAACAACCGACUGGCCGAAGUAAGGUUUCUGACCGGUGGGCACUUAUUAACGCAGGUCGCAGCCCCAACCUCCUCCCUGACAACCAGCGAAUGGUUAGAGCACUGCGGAAGGCCACGUUCAUCCUCACGCCUCAGUCAGGGCCUAGCCCUCUGCCAACAUCGGUCUGUCCGCGGGCAGGGUUCGAAGUCUGACUAGCCCGGUGGUCCGGAGCCGACGCUAGACAAGCCAGGGCUCUAUUGCGCGCCAGAGGAGGCCCUUCGCCCACGGGUUCAAGUUCAAAAGGUGCCUGGAGAGGCCGACGGGGGGCGUGGCUCGAGCUGCGGCUGUGACCUCCGGGUCACUGCCCGGGCACCCAGCGGGAAAGAAGGUAGUUGAUUUUCGUCCCGCCCCGCCCCGCCUCUCCUCCCCUCCCAGCUCCGGCCCCGCCCCUGCCCCGCCCCCUCCGGGCCAGAGCUGUGCACCCGGAGUGCUGAUGUCCGUGUCGCUAUGGACCCGGAUCUAGGACCCAAAAGGUCUCCUUUUGCUUCAUGGCCGGGCUCAGAGGUCGACUUCUCCAUGACGCCUUCCUGGAGUCCCCAGGCCCCCAGGAUCGCAGGAAGCCAGGACACACCUGAGCGCGGCCAGGAUUCCCAGGGCCCUGGUUUCCCUGGACUGUGACCCCUCAUGGUUUUGUGACACCCAUUCCCUGUCCCUGGCUUCCCCUUCACCCUUUCCCCAGCCCCCACCGAGGAGGCUCCUGGGGGCUCUCUGGAGUCCAGGCUGUCCCUGGGCCCCCUAGGAAGAUGUGGGAGGGGCUCGGGUCCCUCCUGCUGUGCCUCCUUAUGGUUUCUUCUGCCCCUGGGCCUCCGCCCCGGAGACCGGCCAGAGAGCUGGACGCCACGCCAAGGACAACUAUCCCUUAUGAAGAGCUCUCGGAGGCCCGACACUUUGGGGGUCGUGCCCACAAUUAUUCUACAUUGCUGCUGGAAGAAGCGUCAGGGAGGUUGCUUGUGGGGGCACGUGGGGCUUUGUUCUCUCUUAAUGCCCAAGACAUCGGAGAUGGAACCCAUCGUGAGAUCCGGUGGGAAGCAUCCCCGGAGACUCAGAGUGAAUGUGUGCGGAAGGGAAGAAAUAACCAGACGGAGUGCUUCAACCAUGUCCGGUUCCUGCAGCGUCUGAAUGCGACCCAUCUCUAUGCUUGUGGGACUCACGCCUUCCAGCCUCUCUGUGCUGCCAUCGAUUCCGAAGCCUUCACUUUACCUCGUAGCUUUGAGGAGGGGAAGGAGAAGUGUCCCUACGACCCAGCCAGGGGCUACACCGGGCUGAUCAUCGAUGGAGGCCUCUACACCGCCACGAGGUACGAGUUCCGGAGCAUACCUGACAUUCGUAGGAGCCGCCAUCCCCGUUCCCUACGAACGGAGGAGUCCCCCCUUCAUUGGCUCAAUGAUGCAGAGUUCGUAUUUUCCGUCCUCAUCCGGGAAAGCGAGGCCAGCACUGUGGGAGAUGACGACAAAGUCUAUUAUUUCUUCACGGAACGUGCCACAGAGGAAGGCAGCGGCUUCUCCCAGAGCAGGGGGCACCGGGUGGCCCGUGUCGCCCGAGUGUGCAAGGGCGACCUGGGUGGGAAGAAAAUCCUCCAGAAGAAGUGGACGUCUUUCCUGAAGGCCCGGCUGGCGUGUCACGUCCCUCUAUAUGAGACCCUGCGCAGUGUCUGCAGCCUGGAUGGGGGGGCCUGGGCCCACACGCGCUUCUAUGCCGCAUUUAGCCUGGCUGCUCAAUGGAGGACCCUGGAGGCCUCGGCCAUCUGCCGCUAUGAUCUGUCAGACAUCCAGGCAUCCUUCUCUGGCCCCUAUAUGGAGUACCUGGACGGCACCCGGCGCUGGGGUCGAUACGACGGGGCUGUGCCAGAGCCGCGGCCAGGCUCGUGCAUCACGGACGGCCUUCGAAGGCGGGGCUACAACUCCUCCCAGGACCUGCCCUCCCCGGUCCUGGACUUUGUGAAGCUGCACCCGCUCAUGGCCCGGGGCGUGGGGCCGGCCCGAGGGCGGCCCCUCCUGCUCAAGCGCAACGCUCGCUACACUCGGCUGGUGGGGACCCCCGUCACGGUGCCUGCUGGUCCGACUUACGACGUGCUCUUCCUGGGGACAGUUGACGGCUGGAUCCACAAAGCCGUAGUCUUGGGCCUGGGUAUGCACAUCAUCGAGGAAGCCCAGGCGUUCCUGGAGCCGCAGCCUGUGGAGAGCCUGGUCAUCUCAGCUGCCCAGCACAGCCUGUACGUGGGGGCCCCUGGAGGGGUUGUCCAGAUGCCGCUGUCCCGCUGCUCCCGGUAUAGCUCCUGCUACGAUUGUAUCCUGGCCCGGGACCCCUACUGUGGCUGGGAUCCCAGGGGCCGGGGCUGCCGGGAAGCCGCCGUGGCACCCAACAGGACGGCUCUGAUCCAAGACAUGGAGAGAGGCAACCGAGGCUGUGAGGGCGGCGCCGAUACAGGACCACACUUGCCACCCAGGAACCGGUCUGUGCUGAGAGGGGACGAUGUACUCCUGCCCUGUGACCAGCCGUCCAAUCUGGCCCGGGCCUCGUGGCUACUCAAUGGGAGCCGGGUGCUGAUGGACGGGAGGGAUGGCUACCGUGUUGGUGUGGAUGGUCUGUUGGUGAUGGACACCCGGCCGGAGCAAAGCGGCCACUACAGUUGUUAUGCCGAGGAGAAUGGGCUCCGCACUCUGCUGGCCUCCUACGGCCUCACGGUGCAACCGAUCCUCUCCGCCCCAGCCCUGGCCCCGGGCCCGCCCCCCCCUUCCCAUGGUGCCCACCUGAGUCCGGACGUUCGCCUCCUCUACGUGUUGAUCAUUGCGGCCCUGGGUGGCCUCUGCCUCGUUCUGGCCUCCAUGCUCCUCUACGUGGUCUGCCUUAGAGGGAGUGGCCGUCGCCGCAAAUAUUCACUGGCCAGAGGUACGGGCCGGGCAGGCGGCUCUGCCGUCCAGCUGCAGACCGUCUCUGGUCAGUGCCCGGGGGACGAGGAUGAAGGAGAAGAGGGGACCGAUCGGGCAGGAGGCCCUGAAGGCGGUGGCCUUCGGAUAAUUCCUGGGGAGGGGACCCCAGCGCCUCCCCCCCCUCCGCCCCCGCCUCCCCCAGCGGAGCUGUCCAAUGGGCUGGCCGCCCUCCCCAGCCGCCUGAGGAGGAUGAACGGCAACAGUUACGUAUUGCUGCAGCAGAGCGAGGACCGGGCUCCGACUCUGCCUUGCUCCUUCACCGAGGAGCUCAGCCGAAUCCUGGAGAAGCGGAAGCACACACAGCUGGUGGAGAGGCUGGAUGAGAGCUCCGUCUAAGCUGCUCCCGCCCUGCCCCGAGACCCUGAUCUCAAGCCCCGCCCCCUGGUCUGGCUCCUUCCCUUCCCUUCCCGUCUCCCACCAGACUCCCAUGCCCUAAAGCCCCUCCAGCCUCGAGAGCUGACUUCCAGACAAACACCUUCCCUUCAGCAGAACCCAAGCCUUUAGCCUAGUAGGCCUUAGCCCUGCCCCUCCACUCCUGCCACAGGGGUCUAGGUCAUCACUGUCCUGUAGGACAGAGCAGAACUUCCUCCCAUCCUCCCAAACGAUUUAAUGGGGCCACUGGUCAGGGGUCUAGGCCCCCAGGCCUUUAGCCUUCCCUGAACCACCCUUUGCAGAACCUGUGACCUCAAAGAGUGAGCUACAGAGAGGUAGGUCUGCUUGUGAGGCUCACUGCCCCCAAGUCCUAGGAGAGAGGGUGGGAGGGAGCUGGAAUUCCCCACCCUUCUCCUUCCACAGCUGAGGAGAAGCAAGGGGCAUGCAGGCUGGGCCUCUGGCCCAGGGCUGCUCUUUCAGGGAGUCCCUGUCUCUUUCCAGCGGUGUGGCUGCUCGCCGUCUGCUUCCCACGGGCUGCCUCGUGCUGAGCUGUCCUGGUGACUGGAGCCACCGGAAUAGACCCUGUCCCCCUCCCGGGGCUGGAGAGAAGGCCCAGCACUGCAGCCCCCUGCAGUCUGUGAGGAAGCGUGCUGGGCCAUGGGCCUCUGUGAUUCACUUCCUCCUUUAUCCAGAGCCACAUUCGGGUUACCUGUAGUUCGGGGGUGCACACAGCCUGCCUGAUCCCGUCCAGCUCUCUUUCCACCCCCAGCUCUCCGGGAUGACCCCCAGGCUCAGGGCACUGGGCUCUCCCCCCUCGUCUCUGCGAACACCUCACAGACUCGCUCACACCCAUACAUGCUCAUAAACAAGGUCACACACGCACACUGAGCCCCCCCAGGCCUGCCAGAAUGAGAUGUGGCUGCCCUGGCCCUCCUCUCGUUGCCUGGGGUUCCCUGGUUUUUGACAUGUUUGGUCCAUGAACAUUUCAUGGGAGUGAUUCCCCCCAAGACCAUCUCCCUCACACUCCCGCUGGAACUAUGCAAAGGGCAGGUGGUAGGCAGGCCUGGAGAUGGGAUUCCUUGGCCCUGCCUCUGUCCUACUUCACUGUGGUGCUGUCGGGGUCCUUGGGUCAGCGAGGCAAGGAGACCCCAGGAUGAGGUGGGACAAUAAAAACCCCCGACUGGGGACUAAACCCCUUUGGGCCAGGAUCACGACUGUUAUUGAUGCUGGGAGAAAACCCAGGACUCCCAUGUUUUUACUGCCCUUCACACAGCACCAAGAACUCUCCCCCUCCCCCAGCUGAAUGUAUUUAUUAUGAGAACCAUAGAAGGGCUCAGUUUUAUUAAUAGCCCCCAGGAGGAGGACAGAGUAGGGCAGAGGACAGGCAACAAGUGGCUCAGAUGGGGAGGGGGGUGGGGCGUGGGCUCAUCUUCCCACCCCCUUCCUGUUGGUCAGUAAAUAAUGUCCUCUAAA
This is a messenger RNA of Monodelphis domestica (gray short-tailed opossum), 5854 nucleotides long. The record is from RefSeq and is a predicted model, not a curated record. Lineage: Eukaryota; Metazoa; Chordata; Mammalia; Didelphimorphia; Didelphidae.